Messenger RNA from Saccostrea cuccullata (small rock oyster), 2702 nucleotides. RefSeq lists its product as uncharacterized. The transcript has 4 exons. Bases 123 to 2702 code for a protein of 859 amino acids. Lineage: Eukaryota; Metazoa; Mollusca; Bivalvia; Ostreida; Ostreidae. The record is from RefSeq and is a predicted model, not a curated record.
CAUAGCUUUCCGUUCCUGUUUACAAAAACCCUGAGUAAACGCCAUCUUUAACACUGUUUAAGAAAAAUUCUUACUCUUUUUUUCCUUUCUUUUGUUUAAAGGGUACACUUAUUCUAGUAUUCAUGCUUGCUGCGUGCAUUCCAUGUACGUCAUCUACAUAUAACUUCCAUCCUUGGAUGAACGGAGGCGCAUCUAGAAGGCCCACUAAACAAGACCGGGAAGUCGUGAAGAACAUGACAGAAUGGAUCCAAAAUGACACAAUUAGAUUCUACGUUCAGACCUACCUUUUAUUUUGUCCGGGGCAAGACAUGUGCUUUGGAGAGCAAUACAGGAGAAAUUAUACGGCGGUUUUACCAUUCACAAGUUGCUCUCAUUGUGAAUGUGGAUAUGAAUGUAAAAGGAAGAAAAACUGUUGCCCUUGGAGGAACUACAAGCAAGAUGUAGAGCUAACCCCAGACUAUAUAACAUAUAAGGAUAAUGAUCAGUUCACACCAUCUAAGUACAUUGAUAUACCUCAACAAUGUGUCACAUCACAAGUAAAUGAUAAAAGAUUAACACGCUCCAUUGAUGCAUUCUUUAUGGUUUCUCAAUGUCCUUAUAAUUACACAGACUCCGAUACACACCUAAGAUGUGAAAACUCAUCACAAAUAACGGACUUGGACUUAUACCAACCAGUAUUUUCUCUGUUUUCCAAUGAAAGCUUCAAAAAUCUUGACUGUGCGAUUUGCAACGGCGAAUCUUUGAGCAGUCUCGUUCCAUGGAGACAGGUAAUUGUUUGCUCAUCCAGAAAGGCACUUCUACAAACCCAAUCUUUAGAUCAAAUCCAAUCAACUGUUUUUCAUAAAAAUACCUUGUGCAAUGUGAUUUUUGUUCCUCAAACAUCUACGUUUGCAAAAGACUGCUUCCCUGAAAAACAAUAUGUCAGUAAUUGUAAUGAAACUGGACAAUGGAAAAAUUUCGACAGCAUUAUUUUUAACGCGUGUCAUGCAGACUUUGUGGACGUUUAUCUAGAAUGCAUUUCUGCGUUUGAGAGAAAUUUGUACAAAAAUAUAUUCUGUGCAAUGUGCAAUGUCCCUGACUGGAAUAACUCAUUAGGAAUCGAGUGUGUGUCUUCGGGCGAGAUCUUUGACUUGAAAUCUCCCUUCAGUCUGGUUUCUUUUUCAGCUUUAAUUGAUUUCAGAGAGAAUGGGGAUGUGUCAGCACCAAGUGAAGGCACAAAGUGUUCCAAAGAUUCACUGUAUGAACCCUAUAUAGAUGAAUGUAUCCCCAUCGUCUGUGAAGAAGGAAUGAAGAUAGAAAAAUCGCAGUGUAUUCCCAUUCUUUCCACAAUUACAUUAAGCAACUACGAAAUCAAUUUCCUUUUUAUUCCAACAUCCAACCAUUCAUCAAGCCAAAAAGACACUGGUACACUUUUGCGAAUUUUCAUUGAAAAUUUUAUUUCUUUGAACAGUCUAAAGAACCAUCUUUGUUCUUUUUCAAUUUUGUAUUAUCCCAAUGAGAAGUUAUGGCGAACACAAUUUUAUUAUUGGGCCGUAGUAAUCAAACUUUCCGUUUCAACAUGGCAUAAAUAUAGAGACUUUAUUUACCUUCUAAACAAAAGAUUGGAUAAGAUCGAUGGCUCUAUUACAUCUAACCUUGUCGUAAGACAUGUAGGACAAACUUUCUCUGGAUAUUUUGAAAAAGAAGGUAUGGUACCUUAUUUUCGUAAUCCUAUGACAAAAGACAUCAUGAUAAUGAGAAAUGAAUGGGUAGAUACAGGUGUUUCUACACAUACAGAUUCAAAUAAAGUAGUUAGUUGCCUGUCCCCUUCCUCGCUACAUGACACUACAAUUAUCGCUGCCUGGUCGAUUUGUCCAAGAAUUAUAAUAGAUAAGCGCAAAAUUCAUGUUCUUAUACUUAACUUUACUCUUUAUUUUCUUGACUUUGAUUUUUACAUAGAUUCCAAAUAUUUUCACGAGUCGGAUGAUAAGAGCACAGUCUUGGUUUGCGUUGAACAGUACCGAGUUAAGAGAAACAUUUCCGCGCCAAUCAUAGAUGAGAAUACAGAAGAAAAAUAUUUGUCCUUGGUUUGUACAAUUAUCUCUUCUUCAGGAUGCAUAGGGACUCUGGUUGCAAAUACCUGUAUCCAAAAUUCGAAUUCUCCAUUCAAAUAUAACACGAUUGCUUUAUCAUUUACUCUCCUCCUUGCCAACUUGGCGUACUCAUUGUCGAAAAUUUCCAGCUUUUAUCCUUCACUCUGCCUGUUUGUUGGCGGAUUGACUCAGUUUCUUUGGCUUGGGGUAGUUAAUCUGAUGUGCAUGUCUUGUUUCUCAAUCUUUAGAGCCUUUACUUCCUGGACAAUUAAGAGACCGAGUACGUCACCCAUAUUGCACCGUUUAGCAAACGUUGCAUGCAGCUUUCUCAUCCCUCUUGUGAUGACGCUUGUGAAUGUUCUAGUCAGUCGAUUUGUCUACAUGGAUAACAAUUUUGGGUACUCUUUGUUGACCUGUUACUUGUCACAUCCGUACCUUAAUCUCUGUACAUUUUCAAUACCCAUUGCCGUCAUGGUUCUGCCUGGCUUUUGGGAUUCCUACAUCAGAUUCUUCAGCUCCAAAUAUUAUCUUUCCUUCAUAUUGUCUUUACUGGAAGUCAAGCGAGUAGAUGUAGUUCUAUUUGGAUGUACGACUCCGGUCUGUCAGAGACCAAAAGAGCUUAUGCGAUAG